UACUCUGAUAAGGUGUUUAUAUUUUUCUCGGGGAAGAAGACACAUUCAACAAAGAUGUUUUAUGCACUAGGAGCACUACUUCUGGCUAAUUUAGCCUCUGCACAAGUUUUUCAAAUCGAGAUUGCGAACACCACAGUGGAGUAUGGGUCAACAGAUAUCAGCAUUUCUUGUGUGGUGACGAACGGAUCUACGCUUGGUACAGUGUUCGCCAUCUCCCUUAAAAAGUCCGAUGCUUCAGCUGUAUCCAUAACCACAUCAUCCAACGAAGGCAUUUCAUGGCAAGACACGUCCUUGAAGAACCGUAAUGGCGUCACAGCCAAUGGAUCCUUAAGUGACGUCAGCAAGGCGCACCUUCAUCUUUACAUUCCGAGUUCCUCGGUCGUUUACCCUGAAGAUGAAGGUACUUACCAGUGCACCAUGUCAGGGUUAGAUCUGAUGAAUACACCGGUAACCGAAGAUUCGGAGUCAGUGUUUCUUAAUAUUACAGGAUAUAUUGAUACCACUAAAGCUCCUGAUUUGUCGACAAUAACAGUUCCAAGCUCAACAAACCCAGGUUGUGAGCUGUCCAGGGGAAGUAUACUGCUGAUAAUUCUGACUAUUCUUGGAUGUACAGUGAUGCGAAGAUUUGGAGUUAAAAGAUAAAAAAUGAAAUGAGAUCCAAAACACAUCAAAUUUAACCCAUUUCAUUUUAUUUUUCAUAGCCCCUUAAUUACAAAUGCAACUAUGAUAUACCGUUUGUACAGAUUAUGUUAUAUUAUAAUCUCUUGAGUAAUUCAUGUAUAUAGAUUUGGUUUUGAUUGAUAAAUCUCUGAUUAAAAUUUAUUUUACAUAUACAUCAAGUUUGUCUAAUGCAUAUGAACACGAAUAUUUAGUUUUUAAAGACAUCGAUAAGUUGAUUUUUUGUGACGA
Magallana angulata is the source of this 909-nucleotide messenger RNA. RefSeq lists its product as uncharacterized. Lineage: Eukaryota; Metazoa; Mollusca; Bivalvia; Ostreida; Ostreidae. The record is from RefSeq and is a predicted model, not a curated record. Bases 55 to 642 code for a protein of 195 amino acids. The transcript has 5 exons.